This is a messenger RNA of Papaver somniferum (opium poppy), 2770 nucleotides long. Its product is annotated as metal-nicotianamine transporter YSL3-like. Gene Ontology annotation, molecular function: iron-nicotianamine transmembrane transporter activity; oligopeptide transmembrane transporter activity. The coding region runs from base 172 to 2190 and encodes 672 amino acids. Gene Ontology annotation, biological process: response to iron ion; seed development. The transcript has 8 exons. The record is from RefSeq and is a predicted model, not a curated record. Lineage: Eukaryota; Viridiplantae; Streptophyta; Magnoliopsida; Ranunculales; Papaveraceae. Gene Ontology annotation, cellular component: plasma membrane.
AUUUGUGUUCUGGUUAAACGUAGUACUACUACUACCUUCCAAGAUCGAAAAAAUUGAGGGGAAAACAAGCCAACAAGACCCUGCAAGUCAAAAGUGAGAAUCCUCCGCUUCUCCUUUUCUGUAGAGGGAUAAAGAAAUAUAUAGACAAGUGUCCUACUUGGAGCCAGAAGUAUGGAUCAGCAGGAGAUGAGGGAGAGGAGUAAUGGGAUCGAAAAAGAAGAAUACCAAGAGUCCGAUGGUAAACCACAAGAUGAUGACGAGCUUUCGAGGAGCGUUCCACAUUGGAGGAGCCAACUAACAGUGAGAGGAUUGGUUGCAAGUUUCAUUAUUGGGAUAAUUUACAGUGUGAUAGUACACAAGCUCAGUCUCACAACAGGACUUAUUCCUAAUCUUAAUGUUUCGGCUGCUCUUGUAGCAUAUGUUUUCAUUAAGGGGUGGACUAAAUUGCUUGGUAAAUUUGGUUUUGAUUCUACUCCAUUUACUAAGCAAGAGAAUACAGUAGUUCAAACUUGCGCGGUUGCUUGUUAUAGUGUUGCUAUUGCAGGUGGAUUUGGAUCGUUUUUAUUGGGGUUGAAUAAGAAAACAUACGAGCUAGCAGGGGUUGAUACUCCAGGAAACAGUCCAGGGAGUUACAAGGAUCCAGGAAUUGGAUGGAUGACUGUUUUUCUUUUUACUACAGGAUUUGUUGGCCUUUUAUCUUUGGUUCCCCUUAGAAAGAUUCUGAUAAUCGACUACAGGUUAGCUUAUCCAAGUGGGAUUGCAACGGCAGUUCUCAUAAAUGGGUUCCAUACACCUAAAGCAGAUAAGACGUCUAAGGAGCAAAUUCGAGGAUUUGCAAAGUUCUUUUCGUUCAGUUUCGUGUGGGGUUUCUUCCAAUGGUUCUACGCUGGUGGAGACCUGUGUGGAUUCGUGCAAUUUCCAACUUUUGGGUUACAAGCAUGGAAGGAAUCAUUUUUCUUCGAUUUCAGCAUGACUUAUGUUGGAGCAGGGAUGAUUUGCUCACAUCUUGUGAACUUGUCUACUCUUCUUGGAGCCGUUCUUUCUUGGGGAGUUAUGUGGCCACUUAUACGCGGCCUAAAAGGAGAAUGGUAUCCGGCAACUAUAUCAGAAGGCAGCAUGAGGAGUUUGAAUGGUUAUAAGGUUUUUGUCUCCAUUGCGCUCAUUCUUGGAGAUGGGCUGUAUAAUUUUCUCAAAGUUGUAUAUCUUACCAGCAAGAGUAUUAAAGGCACAAUUAAAAUCGCCAAUGAAGUUACUGAUCCGUCAGCUCAAUCUCUCGAGGAACUUAAGCGAGAUGAGAUCUUCAUGAAGGACAGUAUUCCCAUAUGGGUUGCAUGUGUUGGAUACGUUCUUCUCUCCAUUGUUUCCAUCAUUGCAAUCCCACUCAUGUUCCCACUGAAAUGGUAUCACGUGGUGGUAUGCUACAUCCUUGCUCCAUUUCUAGGAUUUUGUAACGCAUAUGGAGCAGGUCUAACCGACAUGAACAUGGCAUAUAACUAUGGGAAAGUGGCUUUGUUUAUUCUAGCAGCAAUAUCGGGGAAAGAAAAUGGUGUAGUUGCAGGGCUUGUAGGUUGUGGCCUUAUAAAAGCAAUUGUUUCCAUCUCCUCUGAUCUUAUGCACGAUUUUAAAUCUGGUCACCUCACACUUACUUCCCCUCGUUCAAUGGUUAUAAGCCAGGCUGCCGGAACAGUAAUGGGUUGUAUUGUAGCUCCUCUAUCAUUCUUUCUUUACUGGAAAGCCUUUGACAUAGGAAACCCUACUGGAGAAUAUAAAGCUCCAUAUGCUUUAAUUUAUAGAAAUAUGGCAAUUCUCGGAGUGCAAGGUUUCUCUGCAUUGCCUAACCAUUGUUUGCAGCUCUGUUACGGGUUUUUCGCGUUUGCAUUUCUAGCCAACUUGUUCAGAGAUCUUGCUCCACCGAAGAUCAGGAAGUGGGUUCCCCUACCUAUGGCUAUGGCGGUUCCAUUUCUUGUCGGUGCAAGUUUUGCAAUUGAUAUGUCUAUUGGGAGCUUGAUUGUGUACAUAUAUGAAAAACUUGAGAAAAAGAAGGCCAAGUUAAUGAUUCCUGUUAUUGCUUCCGGUUUAAUGUGUGGAGAAGGAUUAUGGAUGCUCCCUUCAGCAAUUCUUGGUCUGGCUCAGGUAAAGCCUCCCAUAUGCAUGAAAUUUGUGUCCGCCGCUGCGCAGAAAUCAUAUUAGUCUGCUUUAUCUUGUAUAUGGAAUUUAAGUGCAAGCGAUGGAGGUGUUGAAACUAAGUCUUAGGUUCAGAAGAUUUCAACUUGGAAAGUAAUACAAGUUGAUACUAUGAACUGGCCACUUAAGUUUACUUAUUCAAGAUAGUAUUGGAGAUUCUUGCUUUGAAUACCCUUGACAAAAGGUAAUUGGUUGUUUUUCAAGAUUAAUGUUAACUGUUGAAUAAGGUUACUAAUGGAGCUAGCUAAUUGGAUAUGAAGAUGAAGAUGAUGAACAAAUUGUGUUGAAUAUGUAGAGUAGUACUUGACAAGGGAUUGAGUCUUGCAUGGUCAGUUGCUGCUUAUCAAAGGUUCUUGUUGUAAGAUUGCAUAUGCGAUGGUAUGUAAUAUUGUUUGUGACAUUAAUUGGUGUGCGAGUGGUGUGAGUGUUUGGAUUGGCUGUGAAACGUUGUUGUGUGUGCGUCAGGGUCGAGUUCUUUGGUCCGACGAAGAAGGAAGAAAAGAAACUCUUUGUUAUCGUUUAUACAAUACGGAGGGAUAUUUUGUACUAUUGUUUUAAGUGAUGUCAUCAAUCAUUAAUAUUAUUC